Messenger RNA from Trichoderma reesei QM6a, 1104 nucleotides. RefSeq lists its product as uncharacterized. Gene Ontology annotation, cellular component: phagophore assembly site membrane; extrinsic component of membrane; cytosol. Bases 1 to 1104 code for a protein of 367 amino acids. Gene Ontology annotation, biological process: protein lipidation; nucleophagy; protein localization to phagophore assembly site. The transcript is spliced from 3 exons. NCBI's taxonomy places the organism in Eukaryota, Fungi, Ascomycota, Sordariomycetes, Hypocreales, Hypocreaceae. The record is from RefSeq and is a predicted model, not a curated record. Gene Ontology annotation, molecular function: phosphatidylinositol-3,5-bisphosphate binding; protein binding; phosphatidylinositol-3-phosphate binding.
AUGAAUGUACGGCUUCCGAUAGAGUCGUCGUCGCCCACGGCGGUUCUCUUUGUGGCCUUCAAUAAAGAUGCGAGCUGCUUUUCCGUGGGCUUGGAAUCAGGAAUAUGCGACUUCAACGCUGGCAUCGGCCUCGUCCAAAUGAUGGGCACAUCAAACUACCUUGCUCUGGCCGGCGGCGGUAGAUCUCCCAAGUUUGCCAUCAACAAGGCCAUCAUCUGGGACGAUCUCAAGGGAAAAGUUGCGUUGGAAAUCACAGCCGUCAGCGCCAUUCGCGGCGCUCAGCUGAGUAGAGAGCACAUCGCCAUCGUCCUUCAAAACAGCGUGCGCGUCUACACCUUUGCCAAACCUCCCGAGCUGCUUCACAACUACGAAACAGCCGACAACCUCCUCGGCCUGUGCAGUCUCUCGGAGAAGAAGCUUGCUUUCCCGGGCCGCACGACUGGACAGAUCCAGAUUGUCGACCUCGGCACCGGUAACGUCAGUAUCAUCCCGGCUCACUCAUCCGCCCUCAGGGCCAUUCAACUCAGUGCCGACGGAGAGCUGCUGGCGAGUGCCAGCGAGACGGGGACCCUCAUCCGCGUUUAUUCAACCAGCAAUUGUGCCAGAUUGGCAGAGCUCCGCAGGGGCAUUGAUCCGGCAACCAUAUUCUCCCUCGCCUUCUCACCGUCUGGCUCGUUGCUGGCCUGCACCUCCGACAAGGCGACGCUACACAUUUUUGACGUCCCUCAGCCCAGUAAGGGAGCGGGUGGCGCUCGCAGCUCUCAGCACAGCGGUCAAGCCCAGGAGGCAGACCCGGGCAAAUGGGGCAUCCUGAGCAGACUCCCUUAUAUGCCGCGAGUCUUCUCCGACGUCUAUUCUUUCGCCUCGGCGCCCUUUGACGCCGGCAACGAGUCCACCUUGGGUGGCAUACCCUUUUCCGAAGCCACCGCCCUGGGUACCACGAGGCCUCCCAAGGGCAUCAUUGGGUGGAUCAGCGAGGACAGCCUCGUGGUUGUCGGUGCAGGCCAACAGGCAAAGUGGGAGAAAUUUACGAUCAUGGCAGGCGACGACGGAAAGCGACACUGCGUUCGCGAGGGCUGGAAGCGAUAUCUGGGAACUUCGUAA